Messenger RNA from Saprolegnia parasitica CBS 223.65, 1947 nucleotides. RefSeq lists its product as hypothetical. Gene Ontology annotation, molecular function: RNA binding. Lineage: Eukaryota; Oomycota; Saprolegniomycetes; Saprolegniales; Saprolegniaceae. The coding region runs from base 1 to 1947 and encodes 648 amino acids. The record is from RefSeq and is a predicted model, not a curated record. The transcript has 2 exons. Gene Ontology annotation, cellular component: nucleolus. Gene Ontology annotation, biological process: maturation of SSU-rRNA.
AUGGAUGCCACGCAGAUGCUCGAAGUGAAUUGCGGCUGGUCGAGCCGCGGGGCGUCGACCGUCGUGGGCGCGACCUACGUCCAUGGCUCCUCCGGCCACCUCCUCGUGACGGCCUCGGACCAGGUCGUGCGCUGCAACACGGCCAUGUACGCGUCUGGCGUCGCGCUGCAGGUGCAGAGCUGGGACUUCCGCCCGGACAGCGCGCAGGCCAUCACCGUGCCGGCGGUCAAGCACGGCAAGAAGCCCAUCUACUACGCGGUGCGCGGCAAGGCCAAGACGGAGCUCAUCUCAUGGGCGGCCGAGACGACCAAGCUCGACGCGAGCCUCCCAUCGGUCGGCCUUCCGUCCGCGGUCCACCAGCUCUUUACGCACCCGCGCCUCGAUGGCGUCGUCCUUGUGACGAUUGCGGGCAGCAUCCACCUCUACAACGGCGCGCUCACGACGCUCGUGGCCGCGCCGGCGAAAGCGAAGGGCAAGGCCAAGAAGCUCUCGACGGUUUUUGCCGCCGUCGACGCCGACGCUGCCGGCCAGCUCUACUUCGCGAUCAUGACCAAGGCCGACGCGUACAACGUGUCCAUCUACACGUUCGACCCGACGACCAACAAGGCCGUGCUGCACCGCAAGGACACGAUGGCAUCGACCGACGACUUGACGUCGGGCGCAUUCCAUACGAAGGAUGCGUCGCUCUCGCUCUUGUGGGCGUCCGGCCUCUGGCAAAGCGUCUCGGCCGACGGCGUCAAGGACCUCACGUCGCUCUCCAUUGCAGCGAACGAGGGCAAGAAGCGCCGCAAGGUUGGCGCAGUCGCCUACCAGACGUGCGAAGCCGCGCCGCACACGGUUGCGAUCGCGUCGUCGACCGACGUGCGUCUCUGGGACAGCAAGUACGGCGUGUGCCUCUCGACACACGCCCUCGCGCCCACCGCGCACGGCGACCUCCUCCGCGUGUUUGCGUUCCCCGUGCACAGCCUCGCGCUCGUCUACGAAAAGGCAGUUCUCUUCACGUCGCUCCACGCCCGUCCGUCGACGCUGGCGACCGUGCUCGGCAAGGGCAUGGCGCCGCUCACGACGACCAACACGGUGCUCAUCUCGACCAUGGUCGACGAAAAGGACGUGCCCGUGGUCAUUCCCGCGCUCGAAGUCGAGACGUGGCCCGCGCAAAUGCUCAUUGGCAACGAUGCGCAGAAGGAGGUCCUCGAGCAGCUCACGAACCCGUCGCUCACGCCGACGCGCGAGGCGUUUGCCGCCGUCUUUGACAAGUACGUCUAUAAGAACGGCAAGACCAACAAGAUCCGCGGCGUGCUCUCGCCGCUAUUUGUGACCCAAGUCGCGGCGCGCUGCGUGUCGUCGGCGUCGCUCGGGCUCUGGCGGGAGCUCCGCGUGCUCAUCCGGUCGCGCCACCUCUGCAGCCGGACGCUGCCGUCGCUGAUCCCGACCUUGCUCGCCCACAAGCAGUGGGGCCUCCUUGAUACGAGUUUGCGCUUCCUCGCCGACAUUGACGAAGCCACGAGCAUCCGCAUCGUCAAGUUUGUGCUGCGUCACGCCAACGCGGCCAGUGUCACGCGCUACGAGAAACUCACCAAGGACGCCAGCGUCACGACGCCGGCGCAGUUUGUCGACCACUUUCUCCAUCUCGUGGUCGUCUUGCCGAAGACCGAUGUGUUUCUGCAGAAUGCGAUGGCGACGUUGACGCUGCCGGACGUGCUCGCGCUCCUCGCCCUGCUGAAGAAGUGGUACGUGCGCAAGGACAUUGACAUGACGGCGGUCGUCGAGUGGAUGAGCUUGCUCGUCGACGUGCACUUUACGCGCCUCGCCAUGGUGGCCCAGCACCUCGACGCGUGCACGUUCAUGGCCGAUGUCCACGGCGAGCUCGACCAGCUGCUCUCAGGCGCGCUCCUUCCCCAGACGGGCACAGUCCCCGACUACUCGGUCGAGACGGUCCUGCUGUAG